GAUCUGGUGGUCCGGGACGGAUCUGGUCUUCUUCCAGUGGUUUACGGGAUCGGAGUGUCGCCUCUGGGUCCUGGUGGUCCUAGUGGUGGUGGUCCUGGUGGUCCACAGUGCUCCAUUGAACCACUGGACCCCUUUACUUGACCCCAGUGACCUCUUCAACCUCACCUUCUUCCCUCUCUUGAAUCCCUUUGACAGGACUCGUGUUCUGUUAUGGGAGUAGGUCCGAGAGCACACCUGAAGCCAUACCGAACACCAGCCAUACAAAGACAUUCAACGAACACCAAACGGCGUGUUCUUGAACACACGGGUCCAUAUUCAGGGAGAACAACCUGCCGCUCAGUUCCGAACAUGUGGGUGAACGCCGGGCGCUUGUAGAUCCGCCUCGGUCCUGAAGCGUGGCCGUGAACGCCGGCGUCUGUGGGUGUGUUCCUCUGCAUUGACGGAUGAAUCUGGACAUUUUCAUGUCUGUUCUGUGGGCGGAACCUCGCCGCCCCGCUCGGACCGGGCCCAAACGCUCCUUCGUUCUGUUCUGUUGGGCCGAGUUAAACUCCGAACAGAGACACUCACACAAGGGUAUCGAGCGCACUUAGAUCCGCCCACACUUCCUGUCCGUCCUUCUGUCUGGCACCGCCUGGUCACUAGUUCCACGUCUAGUGAACGCCUUGGACAGAUCUGGGUCCGAGUCGCUGCUGAAGAACCCGCGCUUCUUCGCCGUCAAAGCCAAACUUGCCGAACGUCUACUGUCCUUCACAAACCCAAAGACCGCGCAGAUCCACCUUUACUCCGCCUCCCUCUGAGUCUCAUUCUCCUCCACGCCUCCGUUGAUGGGACUUCAGUCAUAUUUCGUGCCAAAUCCUGACGGACUUCCUGUGGGUGGAACCCAGCUGUUAGCGCUGCUGUUUACACGCUUCGGCCCAGACUUUUGUCCCAUAUGAACAGAACGGAAGUGCCCAAAUCAGACACAAAGAAACACGUCACCUGAAAAUAAAGUUUACAUUGAGCGCUAAAUGUUUACAGACCACAUCUUCCAUCGUCGUUAACUCUUGUGCCAUAAACAACUCCCCAAAGGCUCCGCAGUCGCAGAUGUUUUUAAGGGGAGAUUUGAACUUGCGUUUACAGAUUCCUUUUGUUUACAGAAAUUAAAAGAACUACUGCCUAUUGUCACGAUUUUGGCCAAAAGACUGUCCUCUUCAAGUGUGUCCGAUCCAGACCAUAAUUCCACCCAGAACAUGUGCUGCUGUAAACCGAACCCCUGGUACCGUCCUUUAAAUAUCCGAUAGACGACCGGACCGGCUAAUUGGACAGCUUGUCUAUGGCCUAAAAACUGAAAGACCUCAACGUUUACAAAAGCUGCUUCUGUGAACCACACAAAUGUUUACAUUCGGACGCAGACGAUCGCCUCGUUCAUGAAAACCGGACUUUUCUGAACCCUUUGCACCUUUUCGCACACAAACACAUAAACCAACAGAUUUGUUCGUCAGCUGGAGUUUUUCGUCCAGAACUUUUUUUUUAUGUCCGUGACCCCGUUGGUGGGACUUUUGUAGAACCAUGAAAGCUGCCGUUUCCACCAGGAACUUCUGCCGCUCCCUGCUCGUCCUGCUUCUUCCCUGCCUGGCUGUUUCCACGGUAACCACCACUGCCAACGAUGCCGACGUCAGAACUCUGAGCAGCGGCGGUAAAAUAAGCGCCACCCUGUUCCUCCUGACUGGAUACAAGCCCCGCCUGCUGCCACCGCCCACCGGGCCCAAAGUGGCGCCGAAAGCGGCCGAGGUGGCGGACGGAGACGACCCCCCCGCCGUGGCCGAGCUUCCACCCAAGCCCCUCCCUCAGACCAUGUUGCCAAGGAACAUGACGGCGGCUGACGCCCUGAAGCCUCCGCUGGGCGCCGCCCAGGUGGCUCCUCCCCCCAGACAGCUGGUGGACGUGGACGUGUGCAGAGGUUACUUUGAUGUGAUGGGACACUUCGACUCUACCUUCAACUGUUCCAAAGGCAGUUACAUCUACUGCUGUGGAACCUGCCACUACCGCUUCUGCUGCGAGCACCAGGGGAACCGGCUGGACCAGGACUCCUGCACCAACUACAACUCCCCUGUGUGGGCCGACGUCCACGCCCCCGACACGGCACCUGCCAGCAACACCCCCAACCCGGGCUUCGAGACCCUGCAGCAGCAGAACAGCAGUACGGCGUAUGUGAUUGGAGGUGUCAUCUCCUUCACACUGGUGGUCGCUGUUGGUGUCAGGAUCGCCUUCAGCAGAGUGGCACGACGACCUCGCAACAGGGACGUGAACAUGCCCAGGUCCUUAGUGGACAUCUUACGUCACCAGUCCAGUCCCGUCCAGCAGGGGGAGCGUAACAACACCACGGUUCUGAGCGGCACGGCGGCAGACGGACGCAUGUCCAAGAACCUGUACACACCUGUUCUACAGAGCAAGGACAACCGCACUGGGACGUUGCUCCGCCCCUUUUCACACCAGGGCUCUUCCAGCCCCAAACACUCCGCCUCCAUCGAGCGUGCUCCUCGGUUAAACUCCACCCCCCAGCUCUCCUCUGGACCCAAAUUGAUGUCUGGCGGUUCUAAAGGUGUGGGCGGAGUCACUGGUGUGGGCGUAGGCGGUGGUCUGUCUGGGGGCGGGGCCAUCAGACACAACAGCAGCCACCCCUCCUUCUCCCACUCCUUCCAUAACCUGGCCCAGCUGCCGCCGUCCUACGAGUCCGCCGUCAAACCGGAGAUCAGCCGCUACAGCUCCCUGAAGAGACUGGAGCGGGAAUUGGACGAGUACAGCUACUACUCCAACAAGCGCCGCUCCGCCAACGCCCCGCCCUCCUUCCACUCGUCCCAGCACCACCUGCCCUGGGGUGGCGACUACACCCUGGGCUCCAGGGGCACGCUGCCCCUCCACGGCUCCAGGCCCCGCCUCCACAUCCCAGCCUCCACCCCCAACCCAUACCCGCUGCCCGGCCAGCCGGCCUACGCCAGCUCCACCUUUGACAGGCCGCCACGCCGCGUCCGCUCCCAGGACCAGCUGUUGGCCAUUACCGACGGCAACACCUUGUCCCGCCUCCCCAAGAACCAGCAGCAGCAGUACUACAAAGCCAUGAUGAGCACCAGCAGGAGCGUCAACGCACAGACGCUCCGCAGGUCCCAUGAGAGGCUCCUGGUGUCACCGGACCGCCUGGAGGACCGGCUGCUGACCGUGGGCCUGAUGGCGGGCGGGGCUGAGCGGGGGACGGCAGGCGGCGCCCUGCCCGCCAUGGGCCGGCUCGGCCACCACCAGAAGGCCCAGUCGCAGCAGAACAUCUGCGUCACGCCGUCCAUGGACCGACAUCACAUGAUCAAGAUGAACUCCCACCCCACGCCGGGACACGAGCACGAGCGUGGAGCCGGGAUGGGCGCGCAUGGCGGCUGGGACCACGGGGGCGGAGCAGGGUCCACGGGCCACCCCAACGCCCGGCGGAUGGCGUUCGCCAGUAAGAGGCAGAACACCAUCGAGCAGCUGCACUUCAUCCCCGGCGUGGGCGUGGCCGGUGGCCAAGGACUGCGGACUGGGAGUAAGAACGAGGUGACGGUGUGAGACGGAGAAAGAGGAGGAGGAGGAGGAGGAUGGUGAAGAAAGGGAUUAUGGGAAGGCACGGUGACAGGAACACAGAAGAGGCCUGACAGCACUGCAGUUACCAUGACGACCAGCAAGCCCCUCCCCCUUCACAACCAAACAUGGUGGAUCAUACCUUUAAGCUGACCUCAGGGUUCCCAUGGAAACGGAAAAGGAGGAAAAAGAACGGAAAAAAGGAGGGGAAAAGAACAGAAAAGGAGGGGAAAAGAGCAGAAAAGAAU
This is a messenger RNA of Sphaeramia orbicularis (orbiculate cardinalfish), 3833 nucleotides long. RefSeq names its product shisa family member 7 (gene shisa7b). The transcript is spliced from 8 exons. Lineage: Eukaryota; Metazoa; Chordata; Actinopteri; Kurtiformes; Apogonidae. Gene Ontology annotation, biological process: regulation of short-term neuronal synaptic plasticity; regulation of AMPA receptor activity. The record is from RefSeq and is a predicted model, not a curated record. Gene Ontology annotation, cellular component: postsynaptic density; postsynaptic membrane; dendritic spine membrane. Bases 1549 to 3573 code for a protein of 674 amino acids.